Molecule: messenger RNA, 861 nt
Organism: Limulus polyphemus (Atlantic horseshoe crab)
Lineage: Eukaryota; Metazoa; Arthropoda; Merostomata; Xiphosura; Limulidae
Product: normal mucosa of esophagus-specific gene 1 protein-like
Exons: 5
Coding region: 135-449 (104 amino acids)
Source: RefSeq, a predicted model, not a curated record
GCUGCAACUUAAACUGUUUACUGAGGUGAGCAGCAAGAAGUACAGAGUGAAGGAUAUAGCUUCCGUCAUAUGUUUGUGAAAUAAGCAGACUAGCUCACGUAAAAGUGUUUCGCUUGACAACCAAACCAUACGCAAUGUCUGUGCCUGGGGAUAAAUCCUCGCCUAUUCCACAUAGUCAAGUGAAGACUUUCGGUUUCGGUUUUCGCGCUAUGAGAAAUAAACCUGAGAUUAUACCUCUGGUGACAAUUCUGACCACUGCGUGUGUAGGAGUAGCCGCUUACUGUGUUUAUGCCUUGUCACAAAAGAGUGACGUAAUAAUCAAUCGAAAAAAACUGCCACCAUGGGAAAGAGUAGACCCGGAGACUCCGCAAAAGCUCUUCACAGUACACCAGGAGUACAAGAAAAUUCCAGAAUUGGAAGCCCUGAAGAAAGAAAUAGGGAGCAGUUAAACGAUAGUUAUGCAUACAUACCAAAAGCUAAACCUGUACACAGGUCAUCUAAGUGUUAUUAAUAUAUGUGGUUGUUCAUCUUGAUUUAGUAAGCUUCGAGUUGAAUAUUCUUCAGAUUUUUUUUGUUUCUCAGCAUUACAAGUUAGGGCGCAAGUUUUAUAAUCUCAAUUAUCUCAGCAGUUCAAGAUAGAAAUUUCAGCUCAGUAUAUGAAAUGUAGCGGACUGCAAGGCAACUUAAUUGUGAGUAUAUAUAUCUGUGUAAUAGCUUUUGGUUUCUGAUUUAUUCUAAACUUUAAGCUUUAAAAAUCAGUAUUUAACGUUGAUUGUAUUGGCCUCACCUAGUAUGUGAGACCAGAUUUGUGAUGUUUGUUAUAUGAGAAACGCAAUAAAUUUUUGUUUGACUGCAGAGUUA